This is a messenger RNA of Camelina sativa (false flax), 876 nucleotides long. The record is from RefSeq and is a predicted model, not a curated record. Lineage: Eukaryota; Viridiplantae; Streptophyta; Magnoliopsida; Brassicales; Brassicaceae.
UUUUGUUUUUUUGUUCUCUCUCUCUCUCUCUCUCUCUCUCUCUCUCUCUCUCGCAAUCGCACCAGACAUCGUCGACGCUUUGACCUCUCGCUCGCUCGCUCGCAAUUUCUUCUACCAAGUGAACCGCUCAUAAUUUAGGGUUUCGAGAUUUCUUCUCUCGCAAGCUCCUCCUGUUAUCUAUAUAUAUAUAUGCAUCUGGCUGAUCAAGUCUCUUAGUCAUAAAAGCCAUAUGGCGGACAAUACUUCACCUGAAGCUUCUCCUUCUCAGCCACCGCUCUUUCUGGAGGUUUUUUGUGAAGUUUCUGGUAAGGAAUACAGAUUCACGAACGGGACAAAGGCGAAAUUUGCUGUCUCUGUGAUCAACAGGAAACUUGGUUCGUUAAAACCUCGUGUAGUUUUCAUCGAAGCAGCAAAGGAAGGUGAAGAGCCCAUCAGUUUUGGGGAUGAUGCUUCUCUUGUUAGUUAUGGACAUGGCUGGAAGUUGAAGACAGUGAUUGAUUCUGAUUUUCCUGGAACUGAGAGAUACAAUCUACCACAGCAGUUUCCUUCUUUGAUAUCUAUGGGUUCCACAGAUUCAAAGUACACAAAGCAUUCAAAACCAGAAAUUGGAGAACAAAGUCUCAAAUACAUUGGAAGAAUAUUUUUUGCAUUUGUUUUGAUGUUUAUUCUUGGUGGCCUCUUCACAGUGGCUCUUGAGAACCUUCCUAGAUUGAUAUUACUCUUUAAAAGCUCGCCCAUGUAAAAAAUUGACGACACUGCCAAAAACACAUGUGGGGAUGUAACUCCUAAAUCUGUAUUUUUUUUUUUUCCUAUGUAUGCUAGUUUAUUUAUAAACGUAUUUUGAGGUUACAAAAAAUAAUAUUUGAUUUCAUCAAA